GCGCUAAUACUUGUUGUCUCUCUCAUCAUAUGUUACGUUAGAAAGAAACGACGAUCAAGGGCAGCAAGUCAAGAAUCAAAAUAUUCAUACAUAUUUGCUAAAAUAACUUUCUAAAUUUGACCACUUCUCUAGGGAUGAUGUCUUGGUAAAAUCAGAACCAACUGUGUAUGCAAUGCCAAUGAAGAAGCGAGCGUUGGUAUCGCCUUUCAUUAAAGAGUUUGCAACUGUAACAGCAAAAGAGCAGCCAUCAAUAAUCCUAGCAAACAAGCAUGCAUUAGACUCUUCGCAAAACUUACGCAACUGAAUGUCCUCUUUACUCGAAUAUGUCUUAAGCUGAGACCAACAUGGCCUCUCAGGGCGUCAAGCUUAACGAGUCUGAGUUACUUUGCGAGGAAGAUGCACAAGCAAUGUAUGCCAAACCAGUGAAGAGUAUAACGGUAAAUUCAACGCCCGAUAUCAAGUACGACAAUACGUUAACAGUUACGCAGAAAUCGAGCCAAGAAGGCUACAACGUGGCAGCUCGUCACAUUACUCAUUCAACUGCUCGUUUUCCAAAUACGAGGCACAUCAACAACGCCGCAAUGUCGUCGAGUUUGCAGUAUGCUCAGUUGCAGUUUGGAAACAACCCGGUGGGCAUUGCAGUUCCAUCUUCUACUGCUGUCACGUGUGCUAGCAUAAAACGUAACUAUGAAUUUACCUUGGCUAAGACAUUUAGCUAACAAGACUUAUGAGUCGGUUCUUCAACGAUUAUGCAAAAUUUGCGUAAUUUUGGAAUACAAGUAACAUUUGGUGC
This is a messenger RNA of Corticium candelabrum, 793 nucleotides long. RefSeq lists its product as uncharacterized. Lineage: Eukaryota; Metazoa; Porifera; Homoscleromorpha; Homosclerophorida; Plakinidae. The record is from RefSeq and is a predicted model, not a curated record. The transcript is spliced from 4 exons. The coding region runs from base 345 to 719 and encodes 124 amino acids.